Molecule: messenger RNA, 495 nt
Organism: Kwoniella shivajii
Lineage: Eukaryota; Fungi; Basidiomycota; Tremellomycetes; Tremellales; Cryptococcaceae
Product: V-type proton ATPase proteolipid subunit 2
Exons: 11
Coding region: 1-495 (164 amino acids)
Biological process (GO): proton transmembrane transport
Cellular component (GO): membrane; proton-transporting V-type ATPase, V0 domain
Molecular function (GO): proton-transporting ATPase activity, rotational mechanism
Source: RefSeq, a predicted model, not a curated record
AUGUCAGAGCUCUGUCCCCCAUGGGCGCCGUUCUUCGGCUUUGCCGGUGUAGCUAGCGCUAUGAUUUUUUCUACUGUUGGAGCAGCUUAUGGAACUUCAAAGGCUGGUAUCGGAAUUGCAGGUUUAGGUACAUUCAGACCUGAUUUGAUCAUGAAGUCUCUGAUACCCGUCGUCAUGUCCGGUAUUAUCGCUGUCUAUGGAUUAGUCGUGUCUGUAUUGAUUGCAGGUAACAUAUCGCCUACCGAGCCAUAUUCACUCUUUGCAGGGUUCAUCCACUUAGCCGCUGGUCUCGCUUGUGGGUUUACUGGUUUAGCAGCUGGUUAUGCUAUUGGUAUAGUCGGAGAUGCUUGUGUCCGAGCAUAUCUCUACGAAUCAAGAGUAUUCGUAUCAAUGGUCUUGAUCCUCAUUUUCGCUGAAGUCAUCGGUCUGUACGGCCUCAUUGUUGCCCUUAUCCUCAAUACUUCUGUAGGCGACGUGGUGUGUGGAGCGCCCUAA